GGGAAAUCCUUUACUAUGCAAGGCCUGCCAGAUCCUUCUACCCAGAGAGGCAUCAUCCCCAGAGCAUUUGAACAUAUUUUUGAAAGUGUCCAGUGUGCUGAGAACACCAAAUUCUUGGUCCGAGCUUCCUACUUAGAGAUCUAUAAUGAGGAUAUCCGAGACCUGUUGGGCGCUGACACCAAGCAAAAGCUGGAGCUGAAGGAGCACCCAGAGAAGGGCGUCUACGUGAAGGGACUGUCCAUGCACACAGUCCACAGCGUGGCCCAGUGCGAGCGUAUCAUGGAGAUGGGCUGGAAGAACCGGUCAGUGGGCUACACUCUAAUGAACAAGGAUUCGUCACGCUCUCACUCCAUCUUCACCAUCAGCAUCGAGAUCUAUGCUGUGGAUGAGCGAGGCAAAGACCACCUUCGGGCAGGGAAGUUGAAUCUAGUUGACCUGGCAGGUAGUGAAAGGCAGUCGAAAACAGGAGCCACAGGGGAACGGCUCAAGGAGGCCACAAAAAUCAACCUCUCUCUGUCGGCUUUGGGCAAUGUCAUUUCUGCCCUGGUGGAUGGCCGUUGCAAACACAUCCCCUACCGAGACUCGAAGCUCACCCGGCUGCUGCAGGACUCCUUGGGGGGCAACACCAAGACCCUCAUGGUGGCCUGCCUGUCCCCUGCCGACAAUAACUACGAUGAGACCCUCAGCACCCUGAGGUAUGCCAACAGAGCCAAGAACAUUAAGAACAAGCCUCGCAUCAAUGAGGAUCCCAAGGAUGCCCUCCUAAGGGAGUACCAGGAGGAGAUCAAGAAAUUGAAGGCCAUCUUGGCUCAAACAGUGAACUCAAACAACUUGUCAGCUUUGUUGUCGAACCAGCUGUUUGGUAAACCCUCAAAACAGGAAGAGAAGCCAGCUCCUGUACCACCUCCUCAGCCAGAUAUUGAGGCCGAGAAGCAAUUGAUUCGAGAGGAGUAUGAGGGAAAGCUGGCCCGGCUAAGGGCUGAUUAUGAAGCAGAACAGGAGUCAAGAGCCAAGCUGGAAGAGGACAUCACUGCCAUGCGCAAUUCUUAUGAUGUGAAGUUGUCCACCUUGGAAGAGAACCUCAGGAAGGAGACUGAGGCAACCCAGAAGGCCGAGGCACUGUCCAAAGCUGAAGCCCUGCUCAAAGCUGAGGCCUUGUCCAAGAUUGAGGCCCUGUCCAAGGCUGAGGCCCAGUCCAAGGCUGAGGCCCAGUCCAAUGCUGAGGCCCUGUUUAGGGCUGAGGCCAUGUAUAAGGCUGAGCUCAUGUCCAGGGCUGAGGCCCAGGCCAAGGCUGAGGCCAUGCUAAAGACUGAAGCCUCUCUCAAGAGCGAAGAACUCCUAAAAUCCGAAAGCCAGCCAGAAGUCCCCCUUGAGAUCUCCCCUGAGAUCUCAUUGUUGGAGGUAUCUGACCAGACUGAGCCUCCCUUGGAGUCUGAGGCCCCCCUCCUGCCUGAGGCCCCCUUCCUGCCUGAAGAACCCCCCAAGGAAGAUGCCACAUUUAUGCCUGAGGAGCCCUUUCCUUCGGAUGCCCCUACUGCACUGGAAGCCCUGCUGCAGCCAAGUGAAAUCCUUGUAUCUGAUACUCCAGUCAAGCCUGAUGAGUUGCCCAAGGAUGAACUCUUACCCAAGUCUGAAGCCCUCUUCCAGGGUGAAACUAUGGCUGAGGAGACCGUGGAGCCAUCCCUGGAACAGGCAUUUGUGGAGCUGCAACCUCUUAUGUUAGACAUAUCUUCAGAAGCCAAGCAGAUCUCGGGACAGCUGGCCAUUUUUGAUGAGCUGGAGGUAAAGCUGUCCAAGAUGCCUCCUGGGUCUACCAAGAUUGAUAUAUCAGAAAUUCCACUGCAGUAUUCCAUGUCAGAACUGCUGCCACCAAGUGAUAUGAAGCCUGAAGACUUUCCUACCACUGAGGCCAAAAGUGAGGCUGAACAGCCACCAGUCCCCAAGAAAGAGAGCAUAGGAGUGGAAGUGGCAGUGGUGACAGAUGAAAUCCCUGCAGCUGUGGACCAGGAACAGGUGCUGGCCAGGUUGCAUAUGCUGGAGCAGCAAGUGGUGGGAGGAGAGCAAGCCAAGAACAAGGAUCUGAAGGAGAAAUUGAAGCGGCGUAAGCGGUAUGCGGAUGAGCGGAAGAAGCAGCUGGUGGCCGCCCUGCAAAAUUCUGAUGAAGAUAGUGGCGACUGGGUGCUCUUGAAUGUCUAUGAUUCCAUUCAGGAGGAAGUGAGAGCCAAGAGCAAACUCCUGGAAAAGAUGCAGAGAAAGCUGCGGGCUGCAGAGGUGGAAAUCAAAGAUUUGCAGUCAGAAUUUGAACUGGAGAAGAUUGAUUAUUUGGCCACCAUCCGCAGGCAAGAGCGAGACUUCAUGCUCUUUCAGCAGCUUCUUGAACAGAUGCAGCCGCUGAUUCGCCGGGACUGUAACUAUAGCAACCUUGAUAAGAUCAAGCGGGAAUCAUGCUGGGAUGAAGAGAAUGGCUUCUGGAAGGUGCCAGAGCCUGUCAUUGUGAAAACCAGUCUCCCUGUAGCAGUUUCAACAUUAUCACAGAAUAAACCCUCCAGAAAAUCCUGUUCAGCUGAGAACGGAGAACCUUUGCAGGAAGAAGAUCGAUACAAGCUGAUGCUGAACAGGAGUGACAGUGAGAAUAUUGCCAGUAACUAUUUCCGAUCUAAACGGGCCAGUCAGAUCCUCAGCACGGAUCCAAUGAAGAGCCUGGCUUACCACAACUCGCCCCCCGGGCUCAACUCCCCUCUGAACAACGCCUCCUCCAUCCUGACACCCAUCCCGCCCCCCCAGCCCACGGACAUGCCCCAGCCUCGGCCCUUCCGCCUCGAGUCCCUGGACAUCCCCUUUGCCAAGGCCAAGCGCAAGAAAAGCAAAAGUAACUUUGGCAACGAGCCCCUCUGAGCACCGCCCCCUGUCCCGCCCCGCCCCGCCCCGCCCUGCCCUGGGUUGGCUGCUCCCUGGCCCUGCCGGGCUGGGCCGCUCUCUGCCUCCCCUCCCUUCCGGCCAGGGGGUGGGAUGGGUGCCCGCUGGCGUAGGCCGGCUCAGCUUGCCCGGCUGCUGGAUGGCAAGGAAAGACUCCUUUGGCUACAUGAUACGGGCACCUCCCGAGUCACUCAAACAGCACUGUUCUCACUCCUUAAAAGGACACAGCAGUAGUUGUUUUCCCGCCCCCUCUCCUCUCUCCCCCAUUUUGUUUGCACCUGCAGCCUGAGUCCCCCGAGCACCUGCCAGCCAGUGUUGAUCCUGACGGACCUUACCGGACCAACCCUCCCCAAACGCACCACCGCCAAGGGUUUUCUGGGGGGCCACCCUCCAGACGGGGGUACCCUAUCCCUUUGCAUGGAUGAGACUGGAAAGAAAUCCCUUUGACCAGAGGGAGGGAGAAGGCUCUUCUUUGGCCUCUCCUGUUGAUUGAGCUUUGGAUUCCUGAUGAGAAAAAUAAAUGGCGCAUACAGAUCAGUGGUGGGACAAGCCCUGGCCUCACCC
Gracilinanus agilis (Agile Gracile Mouse Opossum) is the source of this 3480-nucleotide messenger RNA. RefSeq names its product kinesin family member 17 (gene KIF17). Gene Ontology annotation, molecular function: microtubule motor activity; ATP binding; microtubule binding. NCBI's taxonomy places the organism in Eukaryota, Metazoa, Chordata, Mammalia, Didelphimorphia, Didelphidae. The transcript is spliced from 14 exons. The coding region runs from base 16 to 2895 and encodes 959 amino acids. The record is from RefSeq and is a predicted model, not a curated record. Gene Ontology annotation, biological process: microtubule-based movement.